CUGCCAGAGUAGUGUGACAAUCCCUUUCGCGCCUCUUGAUGGCUCCCAGUCUGGCUCCGCGCUCAAUCCCCAACUCUUGCGUGAUGAGGAAUGUCUCGAAGAAAAGUGCAACUAUAUAUCCGCUGGCUGAGCAGAUGGCUGGCAAGGUUGCAAUGUUUCUGCACCAACAGUCGACGAAAGUGGUGGCCAACGAGACGCGACUCGAAACUUUGCCGCGGCAAAUUGGCAAAACGCGCCAACGCGCAAACGUUAGCGCGGACUUGCUCAGCCUCGAUCCCUCAUUCUAUGUUGCUUGCAUCGCUCUAGCCACGACAUUCAUGUCAAAUCUCAGAUGAUCUCAGUCUUCAAUUCUCGUGUCAUGUCAAAGAUACGGCAGCGAUCUGUCGCAUACAACAUCGUUCUGCGGGCCCUUGCAACGCCCGUUACGGACAGGGCGGCCGUGCC
Messenger RNA from Mixia osmundae IAM 14324, 444 nucleotides. RefSeq lists its product as uncharacterized. Bases 91 to 306 code for a protein of 71 amino acids. NCBI's taxonomy places the organism in Eukaryota, Fungi, Basidiomycota, Mixiomycetes, Mixiales, Mixiaceae. The record is from RefSeq and is a predicted model, not a curated record. The transcript has a single exon.